AUGGAGAACGAUCAACCGGCGGAAGUUGCCAAUCUUCAGUUCGGCGAGCCUCCUCCCCAGCACCUUCAAAUACUCGGCGACUACCGGUAUUUCCCUCGCGGGAGCCGGUACAGGAAGCGGACUGGCUUCACAAAGCCCGGCACCUUUGGGUGCUCGGCUCCGCGCUGUCUUCACCUGGCAGCGGACAUUGACCCCGGUCCCCUUCCACCUUGCGAGCACCUUCGGGUGCUCGGCAACUACCGGUAUUUCCCUCGCGGGAGCCGGUACAGAACACGGAACGGGGUGUGGUUGGUUGAGACGUUGAACGAGCGACCUCGGCUGGUUCGAGACCGUUCGAUUCCUCGUCAAGACCAACCACACUCCACAGCGCGCGGCGAAGAAGCCAACGAAGUGGCUGGUAGCAGAAUUCAAGAAGACAACCAGGAGGAGGAGGAAGUCAUGGUUGCAAACCGCUGCCCGGUCCCCGGCAGUUCCAGAAGCGGAUUGUCCUACACCAAGCAUACGACUUUGCAGAGGCAUAUUCUCACUCACCAUGCCGAUGUCAAGGAUCCAGAGAUCAAGAAGGCCUGUCGUAUGCUGUGGGGCGUCCGCGUUACUGGAACGCCGCGUGGACCGGAGAUCGAGAAGCGGUUUGGCCAAUGGCCUGAACAGGCGCCGCCUCCGAAGAGUAACGCUGGGCAAGCAAUUGCUGCCUUCCUCUGCGGCCAUGCACGGCCGCCCGGAGUCCGCCUUGGCUGGUCCGAGACGGUGCGACUCCUCGUCAAUACCAGCCGCAUCUCAUCCGCACGGAAGCGUCAAAUCCUGAUCAACAGGUACCUCUGGAACGCACAGAAGGGAAUGUAUCUCGACUAUGAUACUAUCAACCAGAAGCAGAUGAACUUGCAACUUAUUCGGUCGAGUGCUAGUAGCCUUAACAUUCUCGAGUACAUUAAAAGCAUAAUCGUGCCGUCCCAGUGA
Molecule: messenger RNA, 957 nt
Organism: Tricharina praecox
Lineage: Eukaryota; Fungi; Ascomycota; Pezizomycetes; Pezizales; Pyronemataceae
Exons: 6
Coding region: 1-957 (318 amino acids)
Biological process (GO): trehalose metabolic process
Molecular function (GO): alpha,alpha-trehalase activity
Source: RefSeq, a predicted model, not a curated record